UUAUAUGUGUAUUUGUAUGUGUGCUACUUUGUGUUUGUAUGUGUGUAACAGUGUUAUAUGUAUUGUGUUUGUUACUUUGUGUAUAUAUCUGUGUUACUUGUGGUUUUGGACAUCAGUCUCACUGGAGUUCUGCAAACAACCGCCACAAACAUUGUUGCAUUUAUUCAACAUUUGCAUUUUGUAAAUAUCAGUUUAUAGAACAGGGCUUUUUACACCCCAAAAUAUUGCUUCUCUUGUGACCAAAACACUGCCCCCCACCACACACCAAUAUUGAAUGGCUGAGAGAAUACUAGAGAUUUGCCAGCAGUAUAUAUGAGGGUAUAUUAAUAUUUGUGUAUCAUUAUUUGUGUUCUCUGUAUGUGUAAUAAUCAAUAAGAUCUGAAUACACCUGCUAUAUUGUGUGCAGACUGACCACUGAAAUAAAUUGACUUUACAGAGGAUAAAGAAGCGGUUGCAUCAGACAAUAUAGACCUUGUAGAAAUGGAGAACUGACAUGAAGAUGUCAUCCAAUCCUCAGCAGGCUUCUGUAACUGAUGACAACGGUGCAGAAAGAGACAACGUGCAGAGCUCUCCACCCUCCGUUGGGAAAUUGCCAAAACUUAAGGAAAAUAAAUCUUUAUCAGACACUGAUGUUGGAGUUGUUUGCCCUGAUUGUGGGAAGGACUUUAAAAGCCAAUCAUUGCUGACCGUACAUCAGAGAAUGCACACUGGGAAAAAGCCGUUUUCUUGCACUGACUGCGGUAACAACUUUGGUCAUCGGUCAACACUGAUACGGCACAGAGCAUUUCACUGCAGUGCCAGGAAGCAGCUUACUCGCUCCAACCCUGAUGUUGUCACUUCUGCUCCAGCCCGGUACUAUAAAUGUGGUGUCUGCUGGGAAAGUUUCCCAAGCCCUAAUGAGCUGAAGAAGCACCUCGCUAGUCACACAAGGGAGCAGAGAUACACGUGCAGGGACUGCGGCCGCACUUUCAGCUGUAAUUUCUACCUUGUGCGCCACCAGAGGUCACACACCGGGGAGCGUCCCUUCGUGUGUCCCCAGUGCAACAAGAGCUUUUCAUGCAGCUCCGUCCUUUACCGGCACCAGAGAACUCACAGCGGGGAGCAGCCAUUUAAAUGUGAGGUUUGCACUAAGGGCUUCUCUCAGAAGACCAGUCUGAUCAUCCAUCUGAGGACUCACACGGGAGAACGUCCGUUCUCCUGCCAGCUCUGUGACCGCAGCUUCUGCUCCAGCUCAGCUUUAGUCCGACAUGAGAGAAGUCACAGGAGGAAAGGCAACUGGGCAGGGGAGGGUCAGCUGAAUGGAGACACAGAUGAGAGAUCGCUAAAACUGGUAGAAUACCCUGGGGACGAGCAUUCAUUCCAUUCAGAUGAUGAUUGGGAGGGGCAGGAAAUUCUGCAAGAGGCUGGGAACAACAUCCCUGAAGACCGGUUAUAUGACGAAGCUGACCUGUCUGUGCCUUGUGUUGCGGAAGCAGAUCACAAUACACCACAGGAGAUUGGUGCAGAAGGAGCAGCCGUGGCUGAACACCAUCUGUGUGCUGAAGGAGACCCCUGGGACUCAGAAACAAGAGACCUUCUGGAGGAUGUAGGUUACCCUGAGGAUUUCAGUCAUGUGACAGAAGACUGGAAUGCAGUGGCUGAGGCUCAGCAUCAGGGUGGCACCUUUAUGGGCACUCUGAAUAGUGAGCACAAUAGUGGAUUAAUAUGUCCAGAAUGUGGCAAAACGUUCACUUCCCAGUCUCAGCUUAGUAUUCACCACACUAUUCACACAGGGGAGAAGCCGUUUUGUUCUCAUUGUGGUAAAACGUUUGGUCACCGGUCUUCACUCCUGAGACACCAAAACUUACACUGCAGCACUCGGACUAGAAAAUGUUUUACUACCGGUAGCACGUUCACACACAUCCCACACAAACACGAAUGUGGCAUCUGUCGUGUGAGCUUUGGCAGCCCUAAUGAUUUGAGGCAGCAUCUGGCAAACCAUAAAAGAGAUCAGCGAUAUGUAUGCUCUGACUGUGGUCGUUCAUUUAGCUGUAACUACUUCCUUGUCCGUCACCGCCGGACCCACACCGGGGAGCGUCCCUUCGUGUGUCCCCAUUGCAACAAGAGCUUUAAGUGCAGAUCCGUCCUUUACCGACACCAGAGGACUCACAGCGGGGAGCAGCCGUUUAAAUGUGAGGUUUGCACUAAGGGCUUCUCUCAGAAGACCAGUCUGAUCAUCCAUCUGAGGACUCACACAGGAGAGCGUCCCUUCUCCUGCCAGCUCUGUGACCGCAGUUUCUGCUCCAGCUCUUCUCUGAUCCGACAUGAGCAAAAUCAUAGACUGGGCAGGGUCAGUUCAGCUCGGAAAACUCCCCAGAACAAAAGUACCAUGAGAAAAGCCUGGGCCGAUAGGCUUAGAAGAACCACACAUCAGACAGAAGCUGACAUGUUCUCUGUAAAACAUGUGAUUGUAUCUGAAGACGGACAAGCAGGACUGAGCACAAUCCCCUCUGAUGCCCCCAGAAGAAUAAACGAGGACCAGCCUGGCGUCUAG
Molecule: messenger RNA, 2533 nt
Organism: Bombina bombina (fire-bellied toad)
Lineage: Eukaryota; Metazoa; Chordata; Amphibia; Anura; Bombinatoridae
Product: zinc finger protein 25
Exons: 7
Coding region: 494-2533 (679 amino acids)
Biological process (GO): regulation of transcription by RNA polymerase II
Cellular component (GO): nucleus
Molecular function (GO): RNA polymerase II transcription regulatory region sequence-specific DNA binding; DNA-binding transcription factor activity, RNA polymerase II-specific
Source: RefSeq, a predicted model, not a curated record